GCAGUCAUUGGGGGCGUGGUCGGACCAUAGAGCUCUUUAAGGACAGCACUCUUGUUUUGCAAGAUUAGUUUCUGCGGCUAAUGCUUCUCUACGAGCUCACUUGGUUUGUAUUCAUACCAGGACUGAAAUACUGAACCGGUUAGUGUAUACUUUAGUUUAUCAUUAGCAGGUAUCAUUUAACUUUUGAUUCGCUGUAACUGUUGCGUGCUCUGCUGUGUAGCAGUAGCACAAAGCUAGCUAGCUAGCAAGGGCUAACUAUGCGGCUAAUGUUGGUUAUUAGCAUCGCUAGUUGCUAACUGUUAGUCGGAAGAGCGCACUCUCUGACCUAAACAAAGCGGACUUUAGUGUUGUCUACAUGAGUAAUAACAAUGAAUUAACGUUGGUAGAAGUAUUAGGUCUUAGGCUGGCGGACUGGCAUUAGGGAUGUGGUUAGCUGAGGGUGUCCCUGAGAACUGAUUCAGCCGGAUGAGUUAGCAAAAAUGUCCUGCAAAUCCACCAAAGUGGCCCCGAGUGUUGAUUUCGACCACAGCUGCUCGGACAGCGUGGAGUAUUUGACGCUCAACUUCGGCCCCUUUGAAACCGUUCAUCGCUGGAGAAGACUUCCUCCGUGUGAUGAGUUUGUCGGUGCAAGGCGCAGCAAGCACACUGUUGUGGCAUACAGGGAUGCAAUAUAUGUGUUUGGGGGAGACAAUGGGAAGAACAUGCUGAAUGAUUUACUCCGCUUUGAUGUGAAGGACUGCUCCUGGUGUCGAGCUUUCACCACUGGAACUCCACCUGCACCCAGAUAUCACCACUCAGCUGUGGUCUACGGCAGCAGCAUGUUUGUUUUUGGUGGCUACACUGGAGACAUCUACUCCAAUUCAAACCUGAAAAACAAAAACGACCUUUUUGAGUACAAAUUUGCUACAGGGCAGUGGACUGAAUGGAAAGUGGAGGGCAGCUUGCCAGUGGCCAGAUCUGCUCAUGGGGCCACAGUCUAUAGUGAUAAACUGUGGAUAUUCGCUGGCUAUGAUGGAAAUGCCAGGUUGAAUGACAUGUGGACCGUCAGUCUGCAGGACCGAGAACAUGCCUGCUGGGAAGAGAUCGACCAAAGUGGGGAGAUCCCUCCAUCUUGCUGCAACUUCCCAGUAGCUGUAUGCAGGGAUAAGAUGUUUGUGUUUUCUGGCCAGAGUGGAGCCAAGAUCACUAAUAACCUCUUCCAGUUUGAGUUCAGAGGCCACAUGUGGACACGCAUCCCCACUGAACAUUUACUGCGGGGCUCCCCUCCGCCCCCCCAGAGACGUUAUGGACACACUAUGGUGGCCUUCGAUCGCCACCUCUAUGUAUUUGGAGGUGCUGCUGACAACACGCUGCCCAAUGAGCUGCACUGCUAUGAUGUGGACUCCCAGACCUGGGAAGUGAUCCAUCCCAGCCUUGACAGCGAGAUGCCCAGUGGGAGACUCUUCCAUGCUGCUGCCGUGAUCCAAGAUGCCAUGUACAUCUUUGGAGGAACUGUGGACAACAAUGUCCGCAGUGGGGAGAUGUACAGAUUCCAAUUCUCAUGCUACCCAAAGUGUACUCUCCAUGAGGACUAUGGCAAACUGUGGGAGAACCGUCAGUUCUGUGACGUGGAGUUUAUUCUGGGCGAGAGAGAGGAGAGAGUCUUGGGGCAUAUCGCCAUAGUGACUGCAAGAUGUCAGUGGCUGCGGAAGAAAAUCCUGCAGGCUCGGGAUAGACAGCGACAGAAGACCAAACAGGAGAGCAGCGAGGAGAGUGAUGAGGGGGCAGCUGGAGGCCCGAGGGAUAUCCCAGCAGGCAAUAGGCCAUCGGGCACACAGCCGCUGCUGGAAGUAUCCAUCAGGGAAGCGGAGGCCCAGCCCUUUGAAGUCUUAAUGCAGUUUCUCUACACAGACAAGAUCCAGUACCCUCGCAGAGGUCACGUCCAGGAUGUUCUCCUGAUCAUGGAUGUAUACAAACUGGCCCUUAGUUUUAAGCUUUCUCGCCUGGAGCAGCUGUGCGUGCAGUACAUCGAAGCAUCUGUGGACCUGCAGAAUGUUCUGAGUGUUUGUGAAAAUGCCAACAAGCUGCAGCUGGACCAGCUUAAGGAACAUUGUCUUAAUUUUGUGGUGAAGGAGUCACACUUCAACCAGGUGAUCAUGACAAAGGAGUUUGAACAUCUUUCCACCCCACUGAUAGUGGAGAUCGUGAGACGAAAGCAGCAGCCUCCUCCCAGGUUGUACUCAGACCAGCCAGUGGAUAUCGGAACGUCCCUGGUGCAGGACAUGAAGGCUUGUCUGGAGGGAGGCGGCCUGGAGUUCUGCGACAUUAUUCUGCUGUUAGAUGGUCACCCACGACCUGCACAUAAAGCCAUACUGGCUGCCCGUUCCAGUUACUUCGAGGCAAUGUUCCGCUCCUUCAUGCCUGAGGACGGUCAGGUAAAUAUAUCCAUCGGUGAGAUGGUCCCAAGUAAGCAGGCCUUUGAAUCCAUGCUGCGUUACAUCUACUAUGGAGACGUCAACAUGCCUCCAGAGGAUUCCCUCUAUCUGUUUGCUGCACCCUAUUACUACGGCUUUUCCAAUAACCGGCUGCAGGCUUACUGCAAGCAGAACCUGGAGAUGAACGUCACUGUGGAGAAUGUCUUGCAGAUCCUGGAGGCAGCAGAUAAGACCCAGGCUCUGGACAUGAAGAAGCACUGCCUCCACAUUAUUGUCCACCAGUUCAUCAAGGUAUCCAAGCUCCCCAAUCUGCGGUCUCUCAGCCAGCUGCUGUUGUUGGACAUCAUUGAGUCUCUAGCUACACACAUAUCAGACAAACAGUGUGCCGAGAUGGGCUCCGAUAUUUAGGAUGAUGACUCCGAGAGCCGGACUCUCUUCUCCUCUCACAGAAGCCAUAAAUCGCUGCUGCGCCUACUUCUAGUCAUUCCCUCCUCCCCAACACUCGGUGCUUUUGUUUUCGUUGGGCUUUGCAUGUCUCGCACCUCCAUACAAUAGAUGCCUUUUAUCCACAUUUCAAUACCUUGUUCAUGUAUCUCCCUCUGUCAAACCAGUGAGGAAACCAGAUUCUAGCUUCGUAAAUGAUGUAAAAUUCCCUUUUUGGUUUAAUUUGUCAUUUAUUUAUUUCAUACACACAGAACUAAACUUUUGCAAGGUUUUAUUCUGCUCAGUAUUACUUACGGCAUUUUUAAAUUGCUAUGCAGUUUACUGUAUGAGUUUAUUUAUGUGACACUAGAAAUGUAUCCCAGAUCUGUUCAGUCAUCUAAAUACAGUGUAUCCACAAUAUACCUUUACAUAUUCAUCUAAAUCUGUAUACAUCACUGUGUUACUCUCUAGCGGGACACAAUUAACAAGCCUGGAUUAAACAUUAUAAGGAAUCCAAAUAAUUACAGAAACUGUUUGCUUUGUUUAAUGUUGUUGUCAUUGACGUCACGUCUUUGUAAUACUAAUCACCUCUUAAAUUACUAAUAGACAACUUCUCUUUAGCCAUACAAUAGAGAAACGUGUAUUUAGUGACAUCAGUAUGCUGUUAUUAAAUAAUUACCCAUAUGGGUUCCAUGCUUUUAAAGCCUUAAUAAAUCUUCUCAUACAAAACAA
Molecule: messenger RNA, 3569 nt
Organism: Acanthochromis polyacanthus (spiny chromis)
Lineage: Eukaryota; Metazoa; Chordata; Actinopteri; Pomacentridae
Gene: lztr1
Product: leucine-zipper-like transcription regulator 1
Exons: 19
Coding region: 480-2822 (780 amino acids)
Cellular component (GO): Golgi apparatus
Molecular function (GO): protein binding
Source: RefSeq, a predicted model, not a curated record